Messenger RNA from Drosophila ficusphila, 1846 nucleotides. It is a transcript of the gene Tip60, whose product is annotated as histone acetyltransferase Tip60. Gene Ontology annotation, molecular function: histone acetyltransferase activity. The record is from RefSeq and is a predicted model, not a curated record. The transcript is spliced from 5 exons. NCBI's taxonomy places the organism in Eukaryota, Metazoa, Arthropoda, Insecta, Diptera, Drosophilidae. Gene Ontology annotation, biological process: regulation of DNA-templated transcription. Bases 84 to 1709 code for a protein of 541 amino acids.
CGAUAGGUCGAUAGUUAACCAAAAGUUCCAUCUCUAGCUGCGUGCUCUUUAUUUUCGAGGUAGAGCGAAAAAAAUAUAAACAAAUGAAAAUUAACCACAAAUAUGAAUUUGACGACGAUGUGGCCUCGAUUUGCGAGUCAACGGCCGCCCUCACCGAAGGAUGUCGUCUUCCCGUCAGGAUGCAUAAAACGGACGACUGGCCGCUGGCGGAGAUUGUCAGCAUCAAGGAGCUGGAUGGACGACGCCAGUUCUACGUGCACUAUGUAGACUUUAACAAGCGCCUGGAUGAGUGGGUUAACGAGGAGGAUUUGUACACACGAAAAGUGCAAUUUCCACGACGAGAUGGCUCCCAAACAGGCACCAGUACCGGUGUGACCACUCCGCAGCGUCACCAUUCGCUGGCAGGCAGCGUUUCCAGACCCACAUCACCACAGCACUCUGGUUCCGGCAGCCUGACAGCCAUCCAAUCGACCCCCAGUGGCCCAACAAGCAGUGCGCCUCCUCCCGCGGGUUUGCCCGGCUUAGUGGCUCCUCCCGGGACGCCAAGCAGUGCCGGGGAGCUCGUAAAUGGCAACAACCUAGCAGCCGCACUUCAAAAACGCAUCAAUCGCAAGCGGAAAGUGCACGGAGGGUCGGCCCAUGGGCACCACAGCCUGCAAGUGCCACAGCAGCAGUCACAUACCCAUCCUGCCACGCCACAAACGCCCUCGGCGACGCCUGUGCACGUGACCGGUGACGGUUUGAUAAGCGGGGCGGCUAACGAGGAUGGAGAUGGAUCACAGGACGGCAAGACGCCCACUCCAAGGCAGUCCGGCAGUAUGGUUACGCACCAGGACGAUGUUGUGACGCGCAUGAAGAACGUGGAGAUGAUCGAGCUGGGGCGACAUCGCAUUAAACCCUGGUAUUUCUCACCCUAUCCGCAGGAACUCUGCCAGAUGCCCUGCAUCUACAUUUGUGAAUUCUGCCUGAAGUACAGGAAAAGCAGGAAGUGCCUGGAGAGGCACCUGUCCAAAUGCAAUCUAAGGCACCCGCCAGGGAACGAGAUCUACCGCAAGCACACAAUUUCCUUUUUUGAAAUCGAUGGACGAAAGAACAAGGUUUAUGCGCAGAACCUCUGCCUGCUGGCUAAACUUUUUCUGGACCACAAAACACUCUAUUAUGACACGGACCCGUUCCUGUUCUACGUUAUGACCGAGUUCGACUCGCGCGGUUUUCACAUUGUGGGCUACUUCUCAAAGGAGAAGGAAAGCACAGAGGAUUACAACGUGGCCUGCAUUCUUACAAUGCCUCCGUAUCAGCGAAAGGGAUACGGCAAGCUGCUUAUCGAGUUCAGCUAUGAACUGUCCAAGUUCGAAGGGAAGACGGGCUCGCCGGAGAAGCCCUUAUCGGAUCUGGGCCUUCUGUCCUACCGAUCAUACUGGGCGCAAACCAUAUUGGAGAUUUUCAUUAGCCAGAACCCGAGCACAGAUGGCGAGAAGCCCACCAUUACAAUAAACGACAUCUGCGAAUGCACUUCGAUCAAGAAGGAGGACGUGAUCUCCACGCUGCAAAAUCUGAACCUGAUCAAUUACUACAAGGGCCAGUACAUCGUGUGUAUCAACCGGGACACCAUCGAGCAACAUCGGCGAGCGAUGGACAAGCGCAAGAUCCGCAUCGACUCCAAGUGCCUCCACUGGACGGCCAAGGACUGGUCCAAGCGCUCAAAGUGAUUGCCUUUUUAUUGAUUCUCAUUGGAUGGAACUGGAAUGCUUGUAAAUCGAAGUUUUUCAGCCGCAAUAAUUGGCUUUUAUUGUUAUAAAUAAACUAGUUUAUAUCGCGAAUAUAAAUAUGCUUUGAAUCCACCGAA